Dreissena polymorpha is the source of this 531-nucleotide messenger RNA. RefSeq lists its product as uncharacterized. The record is from RefSeq and is a predicted model, not a curated record. The transcript is spliced from 4 exons. Bases 19 to 351 code for a protein of 110 amino acids. Lineage: Eukaryota; Metazoa; Mollusca; Bivalvia; Myida; Dreissenidae.
CUUUUUAUCUUCAGAUAAAUGGAAGAUUACAUAUAUGACAGUGAUCAAGAUCUAUUUGAAACCCCACCGGCAUUGCUAGCUGACACACUGCAACCAGCACAAGAUUUCUUGUUCUUCUUUGAGGAAACCUCAGAAUUAGACCUCAGUGACUCCAAUACACCAGUAGGGCAGUCAUCACCCCCACCACAAGAGGUGAUAGUGAUCAGUGAUUCUGAUAGUGAAGAAACAGACUUUGAGGACCAUAAUGUCAGUCCAGUGUUUAAACGAAGAAGGUGCAAUGUACUUGUGCAGUCCAGCAGUUCAAAAGUAAGAGAUUCAUCCUGCCAGACGGAAUUAGAGGCACUUACUUAGUAAAACAAAAUAUUUAACAAAAGACAGACUGUUGAAUCUGAUUUAACGGAGUGUCACUCAUUCUUUCUUAAAAACACUCAAGCCGAAGAUAACACACCGGUUUAUAUUGAGAGAAGUACCAUCACUGCUGAAAGGGGUGGUUUGUUAGUUGAUAAAGGAACUGAAAAUCCUGGGGAUCAA